Molecule: messenger RNA, 2151 nt
Organism: Phragmites australis (common reed)
Lineage: Eukaryota; Viridiplantae; Streptophyta; Magnoliopsida; Poales; Poaceae
Product: glucan endo-1,3-beta-glucosidase 13-like
Exons: 5
Coding region: 56-1978 (640 amino acids)
Biological process (GO): carbohydrate metabolic process
Cellular component (GO): plasma membrane
Molecular function (GO): hydrolase activity, hydrolyzing O-glycosyl compounds
Source: RefSeq, a predicted model, not a curated record
CUCGUCCUGCUCUGCCCGGUCGACUUCCCAGUGCCCCUCGCCUCCGCAAGGGAGCAUGGCGCUCGCUCACUUCCUUGUCGUCCUCCUCGGUGCUCCAUUGCCUCUACUCCUCUUCUCCUGUGCAGAGGCGGGAGAGGUGGGCGUGAACUACGGGAGGGUGGCAAACGACCUGCCGGACUCGGCGUCUGUGGUGCAGCUUCUGAAGCAGAACAGCAUCACCAUGGUGAGGUUAUACGACUCCAACCCAAAGGUGCUGACGUCUCUGGCCAACACCGGCAUCAAGGUGAUGGUGAUGCUGCCCAACGAGAACCUGGCCGCCGCGGCCGCGGACCCUUCGUACGCGCUCCAGUGGGCGCGGAGCAACGUGGCGGCGUACUACCCCGCCACGCAGAUCCAUGCCGUGGCCGUGGGGAACGAGGUGUUCGACUCGAGGCCGGACUUGACGCCACAGCUCGUCCCGGCCAUGACUAACGUGCAGGGGGCGCUGGCCAAGCUGGGCCUGGCCGAUGCCGUGAAGGUGUCCACGCCGGUCGCGUUCUCAGCGGUCCAAGAUUCGUUCCCGCCGUCCGCAGGCAGGUUCCGGGACGACAUCGCGCAGCCGGUGAUGAAGCCCAUGCUCGACCUCCUGCAGCGGACCGGCUCCUACCUCACGAUCAAUGUCUACCCGUUCUUGGCGUACGCCUAUCAGCCAGACAAAAUCUCCCUCAACUACGCCCUGGGGAACUCCAACCCUGGUGUGCGCGACGACGACACCGGCCUCUUGUACUACAGCCUCCUGGACGCCCAGCUCGACGCCACGUACUAUGCAAUGGAUGAUUUGGGUUUUGCCAGUAUGAAAACGCAUAUUGGGGAGACCGGACAUCCGUCGGCCGGAACAUUACGACCCGGGAAGCAGCCACGCAGCGGCCGGAGGCAUUUGCAGGCCGGGGAGGGAGGCCCGGCGGCGUCGAUAGCCAACGCCCAUGCAUACAACAAUAACGUCAUCAACCGCGUGCUGUCCGGCAACACGGGCACUCCGCACCGCCCUGACGCUGACAUGGACGUGUACAUCUUCGCCCUUUUUAACGAGAACCAGAAGGGUAAUGGACCGGACGACGUCGAGCAAAACUUCGGCCUAUUCUACCCGAAUGAGCAGAAGGUCUACGAUUUCGACUUCCACGGCGGCGGCGGCGGCGGAGGUGGCACGAAGGCGAGCUGGUGUGUGGCGAACGCAGCGGUUGGGGACGCGCGGCUUCAGGCAGCGCUGGACUACGCGUGCGGCCAUGGUGCGGACUGCAGCGCCAUCCAGCCCGGCGCAGCGUGCUUCGAGCCCAACACCAAGCUCGCGCAUGCCUCCUAUGCAUUCAACGACUACUACCAGCGCAACGGCCGGGCCAGCGGGACGUGUGACUUUUCCGGUGCCGCUUACGUCGUCUACCAGGCACCAGCUGACACCUGCAGUGCCAAGGCGAGAUGGUGCGUGGCGAACGCGGCGGUUGGCGACGCGAGGCUGCAGUCGGCCUUGGACUACGCGUGCGGACACGGGGCGGACUGCAGUGCCAUCCAGCCCGGCACGACGUGCUUCGAGCCCAACACCAAGGUCGCGCACGCGUCGUACGCGUUCAACAGCUACUACCAGAGCAAGGGCCGGGCCAGCGGGACGUGCGACUUCGCCGGCGCUGCUUCCGUUGUCUACCAGGAACCAACUGAUGCAUGCGACGCGACGUCGAGCUGGUGCGUGGCGAACGCGGCGGUCGGAGACGCGCGGCUUCAGGCGGCGCUAGACUACGCGUGCAGCCACGGCGCGGACUGCAGCGAUAUCCAGGGCGGCGCGGCGUGCUUCGAGCCCAACACCAAGGCCGCGCACGCCUCGCACGCAUUCAACAGCUAUUACCAGCGCAAGGGCCGGGCCAGCGGGACGUGCGACUUCGCGGGCGCCGCCUCCGUCGUCUACCAGCGGCCAAUGAUCGGGAACUGCGUGCUCUCAUCGAGGGCCUGAACUGAAGAAACAGCAGUGAAGUUUGAAGGAUACGCUACCAUCUCGGUGUACGGGAUGUAGGAUAAAACCAUAUGACACUGUACUUUCAAUAAAACUAGCAUGUUGGCCCACACAAAAUGAUGAGGCUAGACUUGUUAUAGUUUAAUAUUAUAUUAAAAUAUAAUUGAUAAAAU